Molecule: messenger RNA, 2685 nt
Organism: Alosa alosa (allis shad)
Lineage: Eukaryota; Metazoa; Chordata; Actinopteri; Clupeiformes; Clupeidae
Product: zinc-binding protein A33-like
Exons: 6
Coding region: 1-1488 (495 amino acids)
Molecular function (GO): zinc ion binding; protein binding
Source: RefSeq, a predicted model, not a curated record
AUGGCCUCCAGAACUUCACUCUCCGAGGAGGAUUUCUCCUGCCCGGUGUGCUGUGACAUCUACCGGGACCCUAUCAUACUCCUGUGCAGCCACAGCUUUUGUCGAGUCUGUCUGCAGCAGUUCUGGAAACAGAAGGGGAUCCGCGAGUGUCCCGUGUGCAGGAUGAGGUCGUCCAGGUCUGCACCAGCCACUAACCUGGUCUUGAAGAACCUGUGCGAGGCUCUCUUGCAGGAGAGGGGUCAGAGAACUUUGGAGGUGCACUUGAAGCCGGAGGUCCAUGGCAAGUUUGCAGUGGGAACCGAGACGUUGCCCAUAAAAUCCUUGGGCGGGCCAGAGGCACUGUGCAGCAUACACAGCGAGAAACUCAAGCUCUUUUGCCUGGAGGACAAGCAGCCUGUCUGUGUGGUAUGCCGCGACUCAAAAAAGCACAAUAAUCAUGCCUUUCAACCUAUUGAUGAGGCAGCUCUGGAUCUCAAGGAGGAGAUUAAGCACAAACUGAAGCCCUUACAGGAGAAUCUAAAGACCUACAGAGAAGCUAAACUGUUGUUUGACCAAACAGCAAAACACAUAAAGUGUCAGGCCAAAGACGUAGAGAGGCAGAUUAAGGAGGAGUUUGAGAGGCUUCAUCAGUUUUUACAGGACGAGGAGUCUGCCAGAAUGGCUGUGCUGAAGGAGGAAGAGGAGUUCAAAAGCCAGAUGAUGAAGAAAAAGACAGAGGAGAUCAGCAAAGAAAUACAGGGUCUCUUAGACAUCAUUAAGGCUAUUGAAAAAUAUAUGGAUGGGGAAGACAUCACAUUCCUUAAGAACUACAGUGUCAUAAUGAAGCAAGUCCCGUUUACACUCCCGGAUCCAGAGCCAGUCCCAGAAACACUAGUCAACAUGGCAAAUUAUCUUGGUAACCUGCGGUUCAGAAUCUGGGAGAAGAUGAAAGACAUAGUUCAGUACAGCCCUGUGACUCUAGACCCAAACACAGCUAACCCGUGCAUCUUCCUCUCUGAGGAUCUGACCACCCUCCGCUACAAGGACAAAGGCCAGCUGCUCCCCGACAACCCGGAGAGGUUUGACUACUGGGAGUUUGUGCUGGGGUCCGAGGGCUUUGCCUCCGGGAGCCACUGCUGGGAAGUGGAGGUGGGGGACAGCACACUUUGGGCCCUGGGGGUGACCAGCGAGUCCGUGCAGCGUAAGGGUGAGGCACUGUUCAAGAGCGCCGUGUGGGGUGUGGGCUACUACAAUGGAGAGUACGGGGCCAGCUCCUCCGUGGAGCCCCCGACUCCGCUCACAGUGACCCCCAAGCUCCAGAGGAUUCGUGUACAGCUGGACUGGGACAAGGGGUUGGUGGCGUUCUCUGACCCUGUUAGUAACACGCCUCUGCACACGUUCACUCACACCUUCACGGAGAGAGUGUUUCCAUACUUCAGUAAUUACUGUGAGCUUUGUCCCCUGAAGAUCAUACCAUUGGAUGUUUCUGUAGCAAUGCAGCCACAAUGAUAAUGUGCUUUAAUGUAUACUAUACUGUCACUGGUAGGUGUGUGAGCUUACAGUACAUAAUUCAUUGACAUUCUGGCAUGAUAUUGUCACUAUUACAUUACAGUAUAGGGGUUCUCCAUGUCCUGAACAGUUUUGUAACAUCUACAAUUUGCAGAAGAUUAAUUGUACGGAUUAAAAUUACAAUCAUGACAUGUUGUGAACUAGAGCAGUUUCAAUCUUUUGUUGAAACAAGUGAAAGGUAGUGGUAACAAUAUAAAACAGAUAAUCACAUAUUACCCAUUUGUUUGUUAUAUGAAAAUCAUUAAAUAGGUCAAAUAAGAGGAAAUAAACAGACAGAAACAACAUAAAAACCGUUAUCACAAGGGGACAAUGUGUGACAAAGACUUGCUUAAUGAAAGUCAAAUUGAUUUGGUUGGCCUCUGACACUGGCCUUAAAGAGAUCAAAUCAAAUCAAAUAAUUUUUUUUUGUAAUGAAUUUGAUGUGAAGAUCAAGGUCAUAUAUGAAAUUUCUGUUCUUUUGUUCUGUCAGGGUUUUAAUGACAUUUUCUGUCUGUAAAAAUGCAAAAAUUGAACAUUGCUUGCAAUCUACCAGUGAUCAUCACUAAUUUUCAUUAAGAAUCUUUCGUCAUGAUUAUGGUGCAUGGACCAUACACAUAGAUGUGGCUUACCAUACAUGACCCACAGGUCACCCUGAAUACAACCAUACACGUCUCCAUAGUGAAAACCAUAUACGGCUCUAUUGAAAACAACCACUUAUUGCCCCCUAGUGGAUCAACAAAGUAUAACUACAAAAAAGUGUUUUUCAUGUAUAGUAGGUCUGCCUUAUGUUUUGAGAAUGGUCAAAAAUAUCUGGUUAAAAUAAUUGACGGUUAUGCAAUUCAAAUAAACUUUGCUUUUAACAAUUUCAAAUAAAGUUAAUUCAAAUAAAGUAAAUUUUUAACAGCACAAAGUCUUAUCGAUAUCUGUAUUGCGAUCCUAUGCUACCAUUACCCUACUACACUUGUGGUAUAAAUACAUAACACAAAUAUCCCUUUCAGUUUUGAAAACCCCAGCCUAUUAGGAGAAAAAACAAUACAUGCACUUGUAUAAACUGUUAUGGUAGCUCUACAACAGUUCCCUCCUGCAUUUUAGAGUGUACGCGUCAUUCAUGUCUGAAACAACACUGGGGUGGUUCUGCAUUGCUUUCAGUGACCAUUA